Molecule: messenger RNA, 17402 nt
Organism: Pelobates cultripes (western spadefoot toad)
Lineage: Eukaryota; Metazoa; Chordata; Amphibia; Anura; Pelobatidae
Source: the annotation of a GenBank genome assembly
GCCACAGUCGCCACCACCAUGUCAUUUCUGGGUUUUUUCGCCGGUACUGGGACCAGCUCGAGCCCCUUCCGUUUAUUCUGUUCGAUCAUCUUGCUAGCGCUCGCGGUCUCCGCUCCUCCAAAUAAAACCUCCGAGUUCUAAACACGCAGGCGAACCUUCGCUUUCCGUCGCAGAACGUGACGUAGUUGGCCCGGCGACGUCGCGUGGAGCCAGUUCACGUGACUUGCUGAGCUCUAAACACACGCAUUCAUGUGGGGAUUGCUUCCUGAGCGCCCAAGCGAGGACUGCCAGGACACCGUAUCCGAGAUCUCUGUUACAAAAACCACUUUUGUUUUUUUUAAGAGAAACGUCUGCAGAGUGUUUAAUGGUAAUGAAUACUCGUUCAUAUUAAAUAGCAGAGAACACAUUUGACAAUGGGCAGUGUUGACUCUAGUGUUUAUAACUCGAGCAGUCUCUUGUCUUGCCUGGUGGUUGAUUGGAGACCAAUGAUGUGCUAUAUUACUGCAUACAUGAGUUAGGACCAGCUCUGUCCUCCGUGCUUUUAGCCAGAAUUUAUUUAGUGGGAAGUAACUUUAGAAUGGAUACUUGCUCAAAGUAAACCUUUGUGGCUACACCAGUAACACACAUAUGCUGUGAUAGAGAUGCAUACAGGGUAGACCUGGCACUUUGUAUAGAGAUUAACCUACACUAUACAAAUGUGGUAUUAUUGUAUCCUACUUAUUGCAGUAAUAGAAUAAAACUUUUUUUCAUUCUCAUUAGAAACGUGAGACAAGACGUGGUUUGUUUGCUUUGUAAUCAGAUUGGGCUAAUAGUAGUUGACCGGCAGGUCAAACCUCCUCUGGAUGCAUAUUUCUUUUUUUUUUUAUUAGGGUGGUAGAUUAAAAUAUUGGUGUCUGUCGUGUCUUGUCAGAAAUUUCUACUUCUACAUCUUUUUAUUGGUGUAUGCGGUCUGCUUGUAAAUGUUUUUUUCAACAAAAGGGUUUGUAAGCUCUCUACCUGUUGUAUCGGUCUGUUCUUAUUGUGUUGUCUUUCCCAAUUGUACAGCGCUGCGGAAUAUUUUGGCGCUUUAUAAAUGCCAGUAAUUAUAAUAAUAAUAAGCACAUCAGCGUAUUGGGAAUUGUGCCAGAUGCUGGUGUUUUUAACACUACAAUAUUAAUAUUGCAAUUUCUAGUAAACUGCAAUGUUUUACAUAUAAUGACAGGACCAGUAGUGGUCUGGCUGAUUUCAGCAUUCUUUAAAAGACUACUAUCGGUACCCAAACCAUAUCUUGUCAAUGAAGUAGUAAAGGUGCCAUAUGUCCCUCCCCCUUAACCUUGCAGUUGAAAACAUUGCUGUUCUGCAGCAUUGUGGGGUUAACCUGCCACUAGACAUACUUCUGUAAAAUAGCAGAGUAAAACUGUUACUUUAGUCAGAUGGCCUCAGAAAGCCUUCUGGUUGUCGCAGUGUUUUGCCAAGUUUUCUGCUUUAGCCUCCCAGUGCUUUCCUAUGGAAAAGCAUUGGAUCCGUUGAGAUCUCAAUAUUCAAUGAUCAUUGUCAAAGAAGCGGAGCUUCCCUGACGAGACCAGCGAGGUAAUAAAAAAGAUGAGUUGCCAUAACUUUAUAAUCAUGGCAACCCAGUCACCUAAAAGGUGACUAAGGCACUAUAGUAAGGAAUACACAUUUGUAUUUCUAAUGAUAUAGUGUUCUUUUAAAGGCACAUGGAGAUGAACACAUCAUGAAUAAACUCGGUGUGCAGUAUGGAUAACAUGGGUGGCAGAAUUCUCUUCUGCUGAUUAGAAAAGUUUGUGCAGAUAUAGACCGUGAAAUCUGUUACGGUGUCUGUUUUUUGCUCCUUCCCUUGGGGUUUGCCUGCCUUUCAAAGAUCUGUCACUCAAUGAGAAUUUUGACUGCUUUUACUAGGGAUUGACCUAUUAUCGGUCUGGCCGAUAUUCUGUAUUUUCGGCAAUAUCGGUAUUGGCCAAUAAAGAUACCGAUAAUGCAGACCAGGGCCGGUCCUGGGGGGCCCGCAGCACACUCUUCCUUUCCUUCCCUUCAUCUCCACUGUCUAACUCUCGCGAGUCCCACGGCCGUCAGUGCGUUGCCGCAGGUUACCAUGGCAACGCUCCAUGCGGCACGCAGACCGCGAGAGUUAGACAGGGGAGCUGCUGGGAAGGGAAGUAAGAGUGUUGCUGGGACUGCCCCGGGCCCCCCGGGGAAUGCCAUAUCCCCCCUCCCUGGCCAGGUAAGAAGCAGGGAGGGGGACUAAAACAAAAUGUAAAAUAAAUUGAAUACAUUUUUAUUUAAUUUUACACACAUUACAUACAUAGACAACCACACUGCAUUCAUUAUAUACACACACUGCAUUCAUUAUGUACACACAACACAAACUCACAACAUUCACUAUACACACACUACACAAACACACACUCUCUGCAUUCAUUAUACACACACUACACAAAACACACAAUCUGCGCGGAGAAGGCUUUCGACCGGGUGGACUGGCGAUACCUCCUCGAAACGCUCAAGGCAAUGGGGUUCGGGCCGAAUAUACUGCAGUGGAUCUCUGCGCUAUACACGGAACCGACUGCACAACUACGCAUUAAUGGGGUCCUGUCCACACCGAUUCGGAUGCGUAACGGGACGCGCCAGGGAUGCCCACUUUCCCCCCUCCUGUUUGCCCUCUCUCUGGAGCCAUUUCUUGAGGCGGUCAGACGGGACGGGGGCAUUGCGGGGGUCACACAGGGGGACAGAACGCACAAGGUGGCGGCCAUGCGGACGACCUCCUUUUCUUCGUGAGCAACCCAUUGAUCACCUUGCCCAACCUGCUGGCGGCCUUUGAGCGGUUCGGACGGAUCUCUAACUUCAAAUUGAACGCGGACAAGUCGGAGGCCCUCCCCAUGUCUAUACCCCCCGAGUUGGUCGAACGGCUGACAGGAGAAUUCCCCUUUAAAUGGUGCCACCAGCGCAUAAAAUAUCUUGGGAUCUGGUUAACUAGAGACCUGACGAAACUCUAUCCAGAAAACUUUCUCCCGAUUCUCCAAACGCUCCGUGCGGACUUGCUCAGAUGGGGACGCCUAUGCGUGUCGUGGUUUGGGAGGAUCAAUACAGUAAAGAUGAAUCUGUUGCCACGCUUGCUGUAUCUUUUCCAGGCCAUCGCGAUCCCGCGAACAUACUUCAACACCUUGGGCUCGGCGAUACUGCGAUUCGUCUGGGCGAAGGGACCGCCGAGGGUGAGAAAGACGCAACUGAUACUCCCGAGACAUCGUGGUGGAACAGCCCUACCGUCCCUACACGGAUACUACCAGGCGACACACCUCUUACGAAUUAUAGAAUGGCAUGUUCCGGACUCGGACAAACAAUGGGUCCAUAUGGAGCGGCUUCAGGCCGGGGGGCGUAUUCCAUCGAUGGUAUGGAUACAAAACCCGACAUGCGAUGGUAUCCUGCGGAACCACCCAUUCAUAGGCGCGACACUGAGAACAUGGACUACCAUCCGAUUCAAGCUGCAGCUCACCACAAACCCGGCCCCCCUGACACCUGUGAUACACAACCCGGACCUGGCGGGAGGCCUGACACAGGGGGACAUUGAGGGACUGGGGGAGAGGACGAAACAAUACCUUCGGGCCUGGUGUGCUAAUAAAGCCCUAAAGCCGCUGGAAGACAUGCUGGGCCAGACCAGGGAGACGGGGAUCCUACGAUUUAGGUACCACCAGAUACGCCGGUACUAUGCCACACUUCAAGGGAAACACCUAGCCCACCGAGACCUCACACACUUUGAAACGCUAUGCGAAGGGGGAACGCACCCGACACGUGGGGUAUCGAUCCUAUAUGCCAUGCUCCUGGGACCCCCGGCACACUUCCACUCAAAGUGGGAACAAGCAACAGGCGUCACCUUAACGGAACCACAAUGGGAGCAAAUACACGUUCUGUCCCACCAGGGGAUACUUAGUUCUAAAAUGCAGGAACUUAAUUAUAAACUCCUGACGCACUGGUACCGGACCCCCACACGACUCCAUGCCAUGGGGGUCGCCCCCGACAACAAGUGUUGGAGAUGUGACAUCGCCGAAGGGACGGCACUACACCUGUGGUGGUCUUGCCCUCGGAUAGCCCCCUUCUGGCAACAGAUCCAUGUCAAAGUGGUGGACAUCUUGGGGGAAGACAUCCCCAUGGAGUCCCUCCCUAUGCUUUUAAACCACACUCAGAUACCCCUGGGGCGUUACAAGAAAACCCUUAUCAGACACUUUCUUAACGCAGCCAAAAGCCUCAUCCCCGCCAGAUAGAAAUCGCCAGUUGUCCCAACCAUUACUCAGUGGAUAGAAAAGGUCGAUGAACUUUAUACUAUGGAAAUGCUUACGGCAGAACUCAGGGGCACGCAAGACCGCUGCACUCGCCUGUGGACACCGUGGAUCAUCUACAGCUCGGACCAGAGGUGGGGGCGGCCGAGGGCGGACCGUCUGAGGCCAAACGAGGAGGCGGAGUAGCGUGGGAGGAGGCUGGAUCGCGGCCGCGCGGGACCCCCGCCUUCUCCCCCCCCCCUUUUUUUUUUUUUUCUCUCUUCUUCUUCUCUCACUCUCUCCCCACGCCCCAACGACGAAGCGAAGGUGACCGACAGGGGAGGAAAGGGGACCUUGACCGGAGUAAACGCAUGAUAGCCGCGGAUAGUCGGCAGGCCGGAGACUGCCCAGCCAAGGUCAAAUCAACAACCCAUCUGAGGGGGGGGGGGUCCCGGGCAUUACGCCCGUGCGACUCAGAAUACCACCAAGGGAGGGCUCGCAGGGACUGCUUCUGGACCCGUGGGGACCAUCACCCCCUGGUCGAGCCAGAGGGGCUUGGCUCCCACGCUGCAAUCUAAACAAGGUACCGCACCUCACCAACUACAAUAUAUGCCCACGCACACGGUGGAACACUUGCUAAACGCCGGACGAAAGGCAAGCCACAGCGACUCCGGCGGGCCCCACUAUAUAAGGCAAAUAGGCUCGGGGUUGGUCAGGGAAUGGUAUUCCCCUAUAAAGGAAGGUCCAACACAAAAGUCCACUAAGAUCACUAGGUCUAAGAAGCGGAGAAAUGAGGCCUGAUCAAGACUGGGCGGGGGGUGGAGAGGGGGGGAAAUUUACGAACGAUACCCUAAAAAUAUUGUUGGACAUAAGGUUUGGGGGCCUUGUGAAACUUGUUAUACCGUGUCUCUUGUUACGAUUUGACCUGUAUUGUAACCUUACUACAUACAAAUAAUGUAAAAAAAAAAAAAACACACAAUCUGCAUUCAUUAUAUACACAAACAUACACUGCAUCCACUACACACACUGCAUUCACUAAUCAAAUACUCUCAAUGCAUCCACUACACACACACAUAUUCUUGAAAACAUAAACAAUUCUGACUGGCAUGUAUAUUUUGUGCAUUUACCUUAAUUAAAAAAAAAAAAAGAUUUGCAAAUCAAUAAGUAAUAGACAUGUUCAGAAAUAGUUUCUUUUUUCAAAAUGGUAAAUGUACAGAAUAUCGGUAUCCGUAAUUUAUUGGCCUGAAAGUUCACAGAUUAUCGGUAUCGGCUCUAAAAAAAUCAAUAUUGGUCAAUCCCCAGCUUUUACUGCAUCAUUCCUUGUUUUCCUGACAAUCACUCAUUGUCAGCUACCAGAGAGAGGCAGGGUGAGGAGAUAUGACUGGUGUAUUAAAGGACCACUAUAGUGCCAGUUUUCCUGGCACUAUAGUGUUAAUAGGUCCCCCCCCCACCCUCAUGGGGUUGGAAGGAGUUAAACACAUACCUUUCUCCAGCGUCAGGCUCCAUUGGAGCUGGGACUGACAGUGGGAAGCACCUCUAGCGGCUGUCAAGGAGACUGCCACUAGAGGCUGGAUUAACCCAUAUGUAAACAUAGCAGUUUCGCUGAAACUGCUAUGUGUACAGCAGGCAGGGUUAACCCUAGAUGGACCUGGCACCCAGACCACUUCAUUAAGCUGAAGUGGUCUGGGUGCCUAUAGUGGUCCUUUAACUAAAUGAAUGAUCAUUUCCAUCAUAUUAUUGAACAGAUAAGUUUUUAAAGACUUUACAAAAAACGGGCUAAAAAAUAAAUAUUAGCAAAAAUUAAGAAAAAAAAUUCUCAUCUUUAUUUGCUUCCCACCUUUUUUUUUUUCCCAGAAAUGACUGUACCAAAAAUAAGAAAGUGGCUGAACCUUCUAUACAAAUGGUUGUCCUCGCAUUGUUCUCAUUAGGAACACAGGGUAGUGUAGUUUAUCUUUCUGAUUUCUAAUGUAACCUGUACAUUUCAUGGCUGCAAGUAAUUUAAAGGAGCGCUUCAAACACUAUAACCUCUACAGCACACUGUGGUGGUCAUGAUUGUCCCCAACUGUAUAUAGUGAAACCACUGCAAGACUUAUCUUAUUGGCUGAGAACGAUCAGCUAGCUCUCUCAGUCAAUGACCUAGCCCUACAUGACAGGGCUUAGCUCAAGGAGAGAUAUUGGAAGCUCCAAAUUGAGGAAUUUUCAUGUUUUGGUUAGCUGUAGUGGAGGUGGGUGUGGUGCCUUGUGCACCCCAGGCAAUGUGACAAAAUUUGUACCCCUCUGCACAUUUUAUUCUAAUGUAUUUUCAAACUUUGUGUUCAAUAAAGGACAUCUCAUAUUGAGUGUUUUUGUCCCCCUUGUUGACCCAGCACUAUGAAAGCAUUUGCGCCCAAAAAGUCAAACGUUUUUGUAUCUUGUGUUAAAUUGGUUUAGCAGUAAAAGAACUUCAGUCAGUGAGAGGAGGAGGUAGAGAUAAAUUCAUCUGGCAUGAGGAAUUGUUACACAUAUAAGCAUUUUCAUUUACCUACUUUAUCACCAACCUCUCGCAAACCUGCUGGGUAUAUAUUUUUCAUUUUUUUUUCAUACAUUUAAUUUCAUUGGAAACCACUUUAGAGACCCCAUAUUUGUAUUCUACCACUGCCCCCAAGUUCAACAGCACCCCGCAUUUAUACCUUUGCCAGGAGAGGUACAGCAACUUUGUUCAAUCGUUUCAGCGUGCUGUGGGUGUCAUCAGCAUAGUGUACAUUAUACUCCUCCAGACACCAUGAGUCCACGGUCUGGAUUACCCUUUUAAUUUAGGAAAAACCUCAGUAAUUUCACUGCAACAAAUAGUUGUUCCUAUCACAUUGUAGUAGUCUGUGUUGCCUGCUUAGAAUGAUUUUAACUAUAUAGUAGAUAGUGAAGAUGUUUCACUGGAUGCAUUUUGCAAAACAUUACUUCUUAUAUUAUUUUUCUUUAUACUUAAAGGGACACUAUAGUCACCAGUGCAACUACAUGUAUUCCUAACCCUAUAGUGUUAACAUGAUCAUCUAGCCCCCCUGUGUCCCUCAUGCCUCCAUAAAUAUAGUAAAAAUCUUACUGUAUUCAAGCCAGAAACUGUAAAUCUGCAUGCUGUUAGACUCAGGAAAAACAAGCAGUCUGCUGACAUGUUAUAGCCUGAUCCAAUCACAGUGCUUCCCUAUAGGAUUGGCUGAGACUGACAAGGAGGCAGAUCAGGGCAGAGCUAGCAUGAUUAAAACACAGCCCUGGUCAAUCAGCAUCUGAGAGACCAUCUGAUUGCCACAGCAUUUUCUGAUGGGCAAGCAUUGAAUGAUCUCAGCCAAAGAGGUCUUACCAGCUGCGGACAGAUUUGUGGGAUCCAAGGUAAGUUAACUCUCUAGGAGUUAACUUUUAACCCUUGUGAGGGUGGCUGGUUUUCAUCUAAAUUAUGUUUGUUUGUAUUCCUAACCCUAUAGUGGUUAUUUAAAUCAUGUUAAAAGUCUAUUGAAAAAUGUUAAAUUAAGACCAAAGAUGACCGUAAACAAAACUAUUGCCUACUUAACCCUUUUUUUCUUUUUUUUCCCUUCUCCUCACAGGGUAUUUAUGUUUUAAAGUGACUAGUUUAAAACAACAGUUUUAAUUCUGUUGUUGGCAAGCCAUGGAAAAUGUGCCAGAAUUAUAUGAAAUCUUCCAAGGAGAGGUAACUACUAAAGAAUAGUUGUACAUGGAUUAAAAUGUUACGUGCAUUGCAUUUGAUCAGUGUUUUUAGUUCUCACUGAUGUGAAAUGUUCUCCCGUGUAACCUAUGGUUGGUCCGCAGUGCCAAAGGUGUGAUCAUCCAUAAUCCUCUGGUGCUUGCCGGACUUAUCGCUAGAUUGACUUUUGUUGCAAAUUUCCCAAGUGUAGCUCCUAAAGUGAGCUUUUAAUCGGGUCAGUGAUUGACUAACUAAAACCUUACAACCAAUCCUAGUGGUUCUUAAGCUUUAUAUUUUAUUUUAAAUUUAACUUAUGACAUAAAUCUAUGUGUAGAAGGAGUCUAUGGAAUUUUAGUUCCUCUCUCAGCAUUCUUUUGAAAUAUAUACAGUCUGCCGUCAACCAGCCACUCUAAGCUUAACAAAACCCAUGUCUAAACCUGUUUUAGAGAGGUUAAAGGGAAACUAUAGUGCCAGGAAAACAUAGUCGUUUUCCUUGCCAUAUAGCUUCCUUCAUCCCUAGGCGCAGGUUUAAGUCGGCCUUUUCUACAACACCGCCAACAUCAGACGGCGGGGAAGACCUAAUGUGCAUGAGCUAACUUGGUGAUGUGCACUUUCAAAAGUACAGAAAAAAAGUGCUCAGUGUAACUAGGCGCUUAGUGGAAAUGCUAAUUAAAAACAGCAGCUCAACACACGUGCAGGUAUCCCAAUCCUACACAAACAGAUAUGUGAAAAAAGAGUGUGAACUUCGUAGAUGUACUACCACCACAAAGAUCACUCUGUGGAGCGCUAGAGAUAGGGAAAUAUCUUACUCCUAUAUAAAUAUCGUAUAUAUCACUUUAACAGCAUAUAAAAUCUAGAACAGAGAAAUACACAUCAUAGUGCAGAAUGAUUGUAAAAUGUGUAUGGAAUGGAGGUGAGUGUAAGUCCAACUCACAUGGCACAGAGCCUAAGGAUUGGCUCAAAUCACAACAGCUUGGGUAUAUUUAGGCAAUACCAGACCUCCUCCCUAUAUGCAGCUCGCAGAAUAUAUGGAAGAGAAAAGAGGUAGAAUUCCUAGUGCAAAUAUGUAUGGUAGGAAGAGUGAUCACAAAAAAAUCAUAUGAAUGUGCUCACCUGAAAUAGAGCCGAUAAUAUUAGGCUCUAUAUAUAUGCGCCACUGUGCCUUUAAGGCAGGCACUACCCUUCUUUGAUGAAAUACAGGAAGCAGUAGAAGAUCCACUCACAGGUAUGUAUAUAUAAAAAUAACAAAUUUAUUUUAAAAAAAACAAAGUAAUAGAUAAAAGCUAUAAUCAGUAAAAUACCAAAAUAAAAGUCUCCAGAGUGGUCUUCCUCAAAUCUGAAGACCGUAAAGCCAACUGUACAUGCAAGUAGCUCGGCUCUUUGUCAGAGAGAGAGCAUUCAGACGACAUCAUGUGUGCAGAUAAAAUUAAUACAGGUAGCCCAGAAAACAUACCGUAUAUACUCGAGUAUAAGUCGAGUUUUUCAGCACAUUUUUUGUGCUGAAAAACCCCCACUCGACUUAUACUCGAGUCAGUGUCUGUAUUAUGGCAACUUACAUUGCCAUAAUGCAGACCAAGACCGCCGGGCUCUUUACAAGCCCGGUGGUCCUGUUAGGGGCUGGCAGCGAGCUGUAACUUACCUUUCCUGCAGCUCCUGUCAAUUCCCUCCUCCUGCGUUCCAGUCAGCUCCCCUGUCAGUUCCCACUGUAAGUUUUGUGAGAGCCACGGGAUCAGGGCGUUGCCACGGAUUACCGUGGCAACGCUCCGCGCAGCAGUCACACCGCAAGACUUACAGUGGGAGCUGACUGGAACGCAGGAGGAGGGAGCUGACAGGAGCUGCAGGAAAGGUAAGUUGCAGCUCGCUGCCAGCCCCCCUCUUGCACAGCCCAUCCACUGGACCACCAGGGAAUGAGAGCACCCCUCCCUGGCCAGCUAACAAGCAGGGAGGGGGGACAAAAAUAAAAUUAAAUAAUAAUAUAGAAAAUAUUAAAAUAUAUAUUUUUUAAAUAUUAAAAAUAAUAAAAAUGCCCUCCCCCACCCAGUUCACACACACUCAUACAAACACACACUGCAUUAUAUACACACACUCAUACAAACACACACUCAUACAAACAAACACACUCUGCAUUAUAUACACACACACACUCUGCAUUAUAUACACACAGAGUGUGCGUAUAUAAUGCAGAGUGUGUGUUUGUAUGAGUGUGUGUGUGUAUAAUGCAGAUUGUUUGUAUGAGUAUGUGUGUAUAAUGUAGAUUGUUUGUAGGAGUGUGUGUGUGUGUGUUUGUGUGUAUAAUGCAGAGUGUGUGUUUGUAUGAGUGUGUGUGUGUGUAUAAUUAUAAAAAUCACAGAAUUUCAUAGCCCCAAGUUUUACCCUUGACUUAUCCAUGAGACAUAGCAUAUUUCACAAUUGUUGGUCACAAAACUGCACUUGACUUAUACAUGAGUUCGACUUAUACACGAGUAUAUACGGUAAUGACUGACUGCUCUGCGUGGCUGUCUUAUAGCUGCAUUGAUUUUAACAAAUAACUGCAGCUAUAAGUGACUCUCAGAACUGAGAGUGAGUGAAGGAUAUUAUCUGCAUCAUAAACUUUGCAAUAAGGUAGCGUUGCAAUUGUGCUUGGAUUACUUAAAAGGCUGUAACCCCUUAAUGACCAGACCGUUUUUCAAUUUCCUUACCGUUAAGGACCAUUAUUUUCAUCAUAUCAUAUAAUUUGCUAUAAAAUUUAUUUUUUAUAAAAUACGAUGAAAAAAAAAACCACACCUUUUCUAACUUUGACCCAAAAAAUCUGUUACACAUCUACAACCGCCAAAAAAACACCCAUGCUAAAUAGUUUCAAAAUUUUGUCCCGAGUUUAGAAAUACCCACUGUUAACAUGUUCUUAGCUUUAUUUUUUGCAAGUUACAGGGCAAUAGUACAAGUAGCACUUUGCUAUUUCCAAACCAUUUUUUUUUCAGAAUUAACUAUAGUUACAUUGUAACACUGAUAUUUGUCAGAAAUCCCUGAAUAACUCUUCACAUGUAUAUAUUUUUUUAAAAGAAGACAACUUAAGGUAUUAAACUUGUGGUAUUUUGACUAUUUUCAUGCAACCAUUUUACCACCAAUCUAUGCCAAAUUAAAAUAUAAAAUUGCUGAUUUUUUUUGACACACAUAGCAAUUUAAGAAUACAUGUACCGAGAACUUUAAGGGUUACUGCCAAAGAACACCACAAUAUGUGUUCAGCAAUAUCUCCUGAGUAGAGUGAUACCACCCAUGUAUAGGUGUGUCGAGUUCUCUGGGGGCUAAAAGACCUUAUUUGGAGGGUGCGCAUUCCACUUUUCCCACUUGGAACUUUCACAACUAGUCAUCUAGCACCUAUGUCCCAUUUGGGAAAUUUUUUAAGUGGGCCAAGUUAAAUAACCCCCAUCAAACCGUAUAUUUUUGAAAAGUAGACACCCUGGGGUAUUUCAAAUGGUGGUAUUCCAACACUUUCCAUGCACUAAUUCUACCACCAGUCUUUGUCAGACUUUUGGGUAGUCAUUUUUUGUGUUCUUUUUCUCUCACAUUGUACUUUAGGCAUGGAUUCUCAGUUCCUGUUAUGUGUUACUCACAAAGAACACCCCAAUUUGUGUUCAGCAACAUCUCCUGAGUACAACAGUGCCAAUGUACAGGUUUUAUGGGUUUUUGCAAGCUUACAGGGGUCAAAUGUAGGGCUUUUCCAUUUUUGCACAUUGGAAUUUGCCAGAUUGGUUUGUUGGGCCUAUGUUGCCUUUGAGACUGUAUGGCCCAGAAAUUAGAAUUAACUCCACCAUGACAUACCAUUUGAAAAAGUAGACAACCCAGGCUAUUCAAAAUGUGGUAGGUCCAGUCUUUUGUAGUAGCCACUUAGCCACCACUGCUUUCCAAAUUUAGCAUUCAUAUUUCUUUUUUGCAUAUUUUUUUACACAAAAACUGCACUUUUACUGGUGACUUCAUUGUCGUGAUAAGUUCAACUGUUUUAAACACUCAUAUUUGUGUUCAGCGAAGUCUCCCGAGUAUAACAAUACCCCCCAUGUAAAGAUUUUAUGGUGUUAUGGAAAGUUACGGGGUUAAAUAUAGAGCUUGUCAAUUAAAUUCUCUGGACUGCCUGAGGUCCCUCAAAAUAUAAUUAAUUAUGUAGUUAAUAGUUAAAUAUAUAUGUAGAAUGUGUGUGUGUGUGUGUGUGUGUAUACACACACACACACACACACACACACACACACACACACACACACACACACACACACACACACACACACAUAUAUCAGCCGCAGGGGGACUGCCUGGGAUGCCAGGCAAGUCCCCACAUCGCGAUCGCCAGCAAUCAGGUUAGUGUAUAGUUUGCCGCGGAUGUACCAGGUACGUCCGAGUUCGUUAGCAACCAGUUUUUUGUCGGACGUAUCCGGUACGUCUGCAGUCGGGAAGGGUUUAAAGGGAUUCUGUAGUGUACAAAGUUUUAUUCCUUACACUAUACUUCCCUCUGGCAUGGAAAGGGUUCUUUGUUUACUCACCAAAUUCCAGCGCCGAUCUCCCUCAGUGCUGGGUCAGCAUUCCACCUACUCUGACGUCAUCCGAUGGAAGAGGGCUAGUGCGAGAACAUUACACUCCCUAUAGUAAAGCAUUGCUUCAUUGCAUUCCUAUGGGGAUUUUACUGAUGCUGGACGUCCAGCAUCAGUUAGGCGACCAAAAGUCGGUUAGCCAACAUGAAGUGUCUGACAGCCACUAGAGGCAAUCUUAGUACUGCAAUUUAGUCACUGCAGGUUCUCUAAAACUGCAAUGAUAUACUGGGACAUUGCACCCAGACCACUUCAAUGAGCUGAAUUGUUGUAGGUGCCUAUCAUGUCCCAUUAAAAUAGAUCUUCACUAUAUUUUAUUUAUGUUUAUUUAGCUUGGUGAUGAGCAAGCAGCCAGAAAAUAUUACUUGCUAAUGGGAUCAGCUGGGAGCUAUGUGAAUAUUUUUUUCAAAAUGUUCCCUGUAAGCUAAAAUGUUUACUUCUUUGUGUAAGAGAACCAAAGAUUUUUGAUUUCGUUUUAUCCUCAGGUUGCAACAAUAACAGACUAUGGAGCAUUCAUUAAAAUUCCUGGAUGUCGGAAGCAAGGUAAGCACCACUUAAUACAGACACAUACACCUUUAAAGAGAACUGCAGCUCAAAUAGCCAGUUUUAUCCACCCCUGCAAGAAGCCCCAUUUACUGUGAAGAUUGCAGAUUAAAGGUACAGCCUGAGAAUCAGAAGCUAUUCUACCGGAUUUCCUUCAUCUAUAGUUACUACAUUAUUAAUUUACUAUAACAAUGUUACUAUUUGUACCUGUAGUACACUCUAAAAUUUUGUACUUGCAGUUACAUGUAAUUAUUAAUAAUCUGGCUGAUAGUAUUUUGGCUGGCAAAUAUUGUAAUUGUAUUAGACAAAUGGCAGGUCUGCUUAACCAUUCACCCUUCCCCCUCCCCUCUCCCCCGUUUGCCACUACUAGCCAUAAAUUCCUUUAAAUUCCUGUGAUUCUCUACUCUUUAGGGCCAGUUUUACAUCCACCCCUACAAGAAGCCCAUUUAAUUUUACGCGGCUCAACCCACCCACCCUGGUUCCUUCUACCUAUAUAGCCUGCUCUUCCAGCUGUUUGGAACCAGAGCCAAUCACCUCCUCGUUCCCUUCACAUGCUAUCAGCUGCUGCAGUUAUACCAUUAACUCUCUAUGCCAUCUCAUACAAAUUCCUCUGUUACCUUAAGUUUCAUCUCCACAGUUUAACCUUUAGAAUGUAAGCUCACAGGGAGUGCCCUCUACCUGUUAUAUCGGUCUGUUCUUCUUGUGCUGUCUUUCCCAAUUGUACAGCGCUGCGUAAUAUGUUUGGCACUUUAUAAAUACCAGUAAUAAAUAACUACCAAUAUUUUACUGGUUUUACAUGCCAGUGGGAUAAAAGGUUAUUUCCCUUUCCAUACAAAACAAAAUUGACAAAACUCUAUCAGGAUUAUUUACUAAAGUGAGAAUUCAAAGUGAAUUGCAAAUUUAGAGGGACAUCCAGACCACUUUAUCUCAUUGAGGCACUGUCCCUGUCCCCUUAACCCUUCAAUCUAAUCCAUUGCAAUGUUUGUAUUGCCAGGCUAAGACGGUCUCUAGUGGAUGUCUUCCAGACAGCCAUUAGAGGCUAUUCCUGCAUCUACACAGAGUUUAACUCUGUGAAAUGUUGCUGGACAUCCUCAUGCUGUUUUCUAGGGUAAACGGUGUCUUCAAAUGCACCAUAGGAAAGCUACAAACAUUAACUGUGAAAUCUCCAAGCACUAAAUGCUUAAUAGUAUUGUAUCCAAUUAAUUGUAGAUAUGAAUGGAAUAUGUGCCAAAUUUAGGGUUUUAGCAAGGGAAAAAGGGAGGGGGCGGCAGAUAGUAUUCCUUUAAAGCCAGAGUAGCCAAUUUGAAAGCAUAGCUGACAUAGAGCAAUAUUCCAGUUUAGCUAUUUUGACCUUAAAUAGAAAAUUCACCUGUGAAUUCACUUUGCUUUAUAACUUUAGUAAAUAACCCUGUAUAUUAUUAUUUUUUUCUUAAACCUUAAGGACCAAGGCAAUUGUCCAACUUUUAAACCAAAACAAAAUGUAGAAUUUGUACUAAAAAUAAAAGUAGAAAAGACCUAGGGGCAAGGCAAGCUUGAUCCCAUAGUCAAAAAUAGGACUGAGUGGGUAGAAACGGGCAUGAACCCAGAUACAUCAAAAGAAGAAAGAGGAUACCUCAGGGGGCUAAAGGAAGAACGGAGACAACGAGUGCAGACAGCAUGCGAAUAUCUGUUCCCUAAAAGUCAAGGACUUACCCAAAACAAGAGUGGCAACUCAAAGGGCAAAAGAUAAAAUAAAUAUAAAAGUUUCUUUAUUCAGUAAUAUGUUGUACUGCACAAAACAUGUGAACUCGACAGACAAGAAACGUAAAAAGUGAAAUGUGAAAAAAACAAGCGUGUUGGUGACUUAAAAAGGAAAGGAUCUAUGUAGCCUGUAUGAUAUGUUUAGGAAUGGCUGUUAAUAUACUGUUCAAAUACAGAGUAGAUCAUAUAGCCAUAUGAAUGAACCUAAUAAAUUAGCUUUUAGAAACUAAGAUUGGAGAGUAGUUACUAAUAGGCAUAUGUAGCAACAAAGUAACAGGUGGUUGUAUCCACUCAAUUUGGAAUCAUCGAUAUAGCAGUUGGAGCAGGUGUGGAGGUGGAAUUAUAUGGGAAUAGAUCCGUGGGGUAUUUAGAGUAAAUUCCUGAGAUAUAUAACAACUUCAGGAUAGAGGAAAUAUGUAUGCCUUACAAUUUAAGAGCUCAGUGUUCAAAAGUUGAGGGAUAGAAAUUUGCCUACAAAGAAAUGCAAAGUCAUGCAGAUGUCUAUGAUCUUUAGGUUGAGUGUUAUUCCCUGUUGGAGAUAAAUAUCUGGGAUUUCUGCAGCCAAACAAAGAGGAGAAAACUUAAGUGGAUGUUGCACAAGUAUAAAUAACCCCCUAGGAUCAAAACCUGCAGUUUCCCCAGUUAGACAUUUAAAUCCUAAAUAUAAAUAUCACACUGCAUCCUUAUUAAAUAGCAGUUUUAGAUUGAGUUUUCUAUUUGGGGGCAGAAACACCUCCCUGGCUGUCAAUCAAAAAGUACAGCUUUUUAUUGAUAUUGUCACAAAAUGACAGAUUUGAGAGGCAGUGAGACCCUGUCAGAUUCUUUUCACACUCUAAGUAUCUGGGGCAGGCUGCAAAUUACCAUGGCUAAACAUGAUCUAUAUGUAGUGCUCACUUGGAGCGCUGCAUACUGCUUAUCUGUCAGUCUGAGGCAACUAAAUAUGACCAAAACCAACUAGAAGGGAGCCCCAUGUAUUGAUUGGUACCUAGGUUUUCUCAGUGUGUGAGCAGGAAUUUAACCCUGCUCUCACCAAAACAAAAGGACAUUUCUGUUGGCAUUAAAGCCACGCCAUAUUCAGUACGGCAUGGAACCUCCUGACGGUGUUUGAGGUAUUGAGUAAGCUGACUUUACAGAGAAACCGUUUUAUUAAUUAAUUUAUUUAUUUUAAACUCUUCACAGGCCUUGUUCACAAAACACAAAUGUCAGCUUCUCGGGUGGAUGUUCCCUCAGAAAUAGUGGAUGUUGGUGAAAGAGUAUGGGUGAAGGUUAUUGCUAGAGAGGUAUGACGAGUCUUAUGUUGUUUUUGUUACAUGUAUUGCCUUUGAAUUUAUUCAAUACAGAUUUCCUUUAUGACCAUGUAUAUCAUGGUUCUUAGUCACAAAUUUGUAUACAAUCAUGCCUAUUUUUACAUCAAUAUUCCUGUGUGAUAAAGUGAGCCUUAAAGUGGCAGUAUAUCUUUUGACUUUGUUGGAAUUUCAGUGAUUUAAUCUUCAUGAAAUACUCAUUUUGUGGAACGGGAGAGUGACAGUGUCGCUUUUUAUCUUUGUCAUUUGUUAAAUUGUUAUUGAUAAAUGUCAUAUAUAACUGGAAGAUAAUCAAUAUGAUCUAGUAAAUAUGUACUAAACAGUUAAUUCCAUAGGGAAACAUUUAUUAGAAUAAUAGACUGGAUAGACACACUUUAUUAAAGUUGUGGUGACUCUAAGAAGUGAUGAAAAUUGUUUACUGGUUUAAUAAAAUAUUAAAUUAAAGCGGCACUAUCACAGUUUAGGAACUUUGCCGAAUUUUUAAAGCCCCUGACUGUGACAUUGCUGCUGGGGUCCAAUCACGGACGCUGCCAUCCUGCAGUAAUGUCACUGCUGUACUUUUGCGUAUGUGAGGGGGGAGGGGAUUUGACAGUGCUGCUUUAGUUGGUUAAUGUUUUGUUUUGUACCAAUAGCUGUAUGCGUUUGUGAGACCUCACUAUAUCCUCUUGUGAAAAUUAACUUAUUUCUAGACAAAAGAUGGAAAGGAAAAAAUUUCCCUGUCUAUGAAGGUUGUUCACCAAGGAACUGGGAAAGAUCUGGAUUCAAACAAUGUAGCGCUGGAGUAGGUGAACACUUUUUAUUAUUAGUUUUCUUUAUUUGCUAUAUUACUUUUUUUUUUCCUUUGCUUUUUCUCUCUUGUUUUCUACAUCACUCACAUUAUGGUACAAAAAGUGCCUUGCAUAGAUAACGCAUUCCAUUCUCACAUUUGCAACUCUCAUCAAACCACGAAGUGAAUGCAGACUUAAAUAAAUACUUUAAGCAUAAAUUCUAUGAAGCAUAGUUACAUAGGCUAAAAAAAGCGUUGCGUCCAUUAACUUCACCCAUUCUCACAUCUUUCUGCAGAUGGUGUACAGAUCAAGCUCCUGUAGUGUCACUGCUUAAUUCUCUGCCAUUUAUGAUUUAAAACCCUGAAACAUUAAUACUGAAUGGGAAAAGUAAGAGUGAUAUCAAAUUAAUAAGACUGCACAUCUGGGUAAUUUGUUAAUCAUUGGAGAUUUUAAUUAUCUAAGCAUUAGCUGGGCCAGCAGAACUACUAUUACAGUUAAUGGAAAAAAGGUUUUUGAAUCUGUCACGUGACCCUUUCAUGCCUCAAAUAGUAGAAGCACCAACUAGACUAGAUUAG